Molecule: messenger RNA, 1068 nt
Organism: Coprinopsis cinerea okayama7#130
Lineage: Eukaryota; Fungi; Basidiomycota; Agaricomycetes; Agaricales; Psathyrellaceae
Exons: 4
Coding region: 1-1068 (355 amino acids)
Source: RefSeq, a predicted model, not a curated record
AUGUCGUCCAAGGCGGGUUCGAUGUCGGAGGAUUUGAAGUUGUUCGAGCUCGGUCUACCCGACCAGACCAUCGCACUCGCAAUAUCCUUCGGUUCCCUCUCCACCUCCGAGUCCGAACGCGUUCUGGCGUACAAAGAAGAAUGCAAAGCUCAGAUUAUCGCUCUCGCUCAGUCGGUGAUCCUCCUGGACGCAGCCACAUACGACGAAUACCGAAAAAUCCAGCGGCGAAUGCAAGUCUGCGAUGCGCUCCUUUCUGAUAUUCGGUCCCUCCCUUCGGAUAUCCUCGACGAAAUCUUGACGCACUUUUUAUGGACUCCGCCCGUAGAACCCUGGUCUGGGACCUUUCAAACCAGGCAGCACAAGGAUGAGGGGGUCAUCCAGGCUCACCGACGCGACAUAUUUCGACAAGUAUGUCGUCCUUGGGACGUAGCAGCCCUGUCGAAUCUUGAGCAUUGGUUGCCGAUGAAGAUCGAGUGGUGCUCUGAUAAGUUGAGGAGGCAGGCUGUCGAUGCUCCUUCGGCAGGUGGAUCGUCCCGGCUCCGUGGAGGACAACGACGCUUCCCUUUCUUCGACCGUCGACUGGAAUCCGCGUAUUUAUCCAAGCUUGACUUGUUCGACGCUCUGGCGUACCCGUGGAGCCUACUCUUGCAUGUCAUGUGUUUCAGCAUCAAUGACGAUGGACGACGAGAGGCGUCUGCGGAUGAAGAGAACAGGGUCUGGGAGAUCAACCAACCGUAUCUCACCCACUUGGUCAUCUACUCCUCGUCUCGAUUCGACAUUCCGACAAACCCACGCUGGCCGUCUUUGAAGACGUUCAAAUUGAUAUUACCGAUGUUCGAAUAUAUGCAGACGCUGCAGUUUGGAUGGCAUGGGGCGAUACAGAGCUUCAACAUGGCAACGUUGGACAGCUUUCGUCAUCUGAACCACUUGACUCUCGACGGGGACAUUCAGACGGGCAGGUUUGCGACGGAGAUUGUUCCGUUCUUGGAGGCUGCCCCCCAGCUCACGGAGUUGUUCUUGCGCCUUCUCUGCCAGGAUAACGACGAGGUUGUUCGGUCCCUGGUCUGA